This is a messenger RNA of Pangasianodon hypophthalmus (striped catfish), 3777 nucleotides long. RefSeq names its product mex-3 RNA binding family member A (gene mex3a). The transcript is spliced from 2 exons. Lineage: Eukaryota; Metazoa; Chordata; Actinopteri; Siluriformes; Pangasiidae. Bases 16 to 1701 code for a protein of 561 amino acids. Gene Ontology annotation, molecular function: RNA binding. The record is from RefSeq and is a predicted model, not a curated record.
UUUGCCUUGUGCACAAUGAAAAGCGUUAGGAGCUACAGCAGUGUGAGCAGGAGGGAGGGUCUAUGGGAGGGACCAACAGCCAAAGGGAGGGAGCAAGGAGGAGGAGGAGGAGGAGGGCGGCGGAUGCGCUGCUUCUCCAGUCUCGCUCUCCGCGUCUUUGUCUCACACUCUUUGUUAGCCAUGCCUAGCCUGCUGGUGCUGUCAGGGAUCAUGGAGAAAAAUGGGGGCUACGGCUCGGAACUGGCCGCCUCCGGCUUUGGUACCGAGAGCCUCCUGGCGCCGCCCGACGAGGAGGAAGAGGAGUCGCGGGCGCUGCGGGUUGCGCUGGGCCAGCUCUCCUUGCUCGGGCUCGGGGAAAGCGAGGAGGGCGCCGGAGUUCAGGAGCGGAGCAACAACAACAACAACAAUCACCACCACCACGGCCACGGCCACGCCAACAGCGUCGGCGGAGGAGGUGGUGGAGGUGGAGGAGGUAGUGCUGGAGAAGCCGGGAUCUUACAAGGCAAGAGCAAGUUGUGCGCCCUGUACGAGAGCUCCGGGUCUGAGACCAAAGCGCGCGGCUGCAACAUCACCGAGUGUGUGCCCGUGCCCAGCUCGGAACAUGUGGCGGAAAUAGUGGGCAGGCAAGGUUGUAAAAUCAAAGCCUUGCGGGCGAAAACCAACACCUACAUCAAGACCCCGGUGCGGGGUGAAGAGCCUGUCUUUCUCAUUACUGGUCGCAAGGAAGACGUGGCUUUAGCUAGACGCGAGAUCAUCUCAGCAGCCGAGCACUUCUCCAUGCUACGUGCAUCCCGGAACAAGCUGGGCGUGUCAUUUAACGGUUCUCCGCCCGCCCUGCUGCCAGGCCAGACCACGAUCCAGGUGCGUGUGCCUUACCGUGUGGUGGGCCUGGUGGUGGGCCCCAAAGGCUCCACUAUCAAGCGCAUCCAACAGCAGACGUGCACGUACAUCGUGACUCCAAGCCGCGAUCGCGACCCUGUCUUCGAGAUCACUGGUUCGCCGGGCAACGCGGAGCGAGCGCGGGAGGAGAUCGAGGCGCAUAUCGCUUCGCGCACUGGCACCCUCCACGACCAUAACAACGAGAACGACUGCCUGGCCACUGAGAACAGCACCAACGGUGGGCCGGAGAGCCGCCUACAGCACGCGUGGGGGCUUCAGGGUGGUCAGCGCAAGCCACUCGCUAGCAGUUACCGCCAGAAUUUCUCUGACGCCGUGCUAGGAGGUACCGGAAGUGGAAGCGUUGGAGUUGGUAUGGGCAUUUACAGCAAAUCCGACUUCUCGACCCCUACCAACGGAGACAAGCCGUGCUCCUAUUUUGGGUCCGAAGGUUCCCAGAGCUGGGGAGACCCCGAUUAUCCCAAACAGGUAGCCUACUAUGUCCAGCAGCGCUCCAAGAGCUUCGGAGGCCUGCCCUUGCCCUUGACCAGACUGUCUCCGGGUCUUCCGGAACCUUCUGGAACCAGCAGUGCCGGAUCCACUGGCAUAGGGUCAGCCCACGCCCAGGCUCGGCGUGCCCACAGCGAGCCCACCUCGACCCGAGACUGCAUGACCUGCUUCGAGAGCAAAGUGACGGCCGCUCUGGUGCCCUGCGGCCACAACCUCUUCUGCAUGGAGUGCGCCAUCCGCAUCUGCGAGCUGAACCAUCCCGAAUGCCCCGUCUGCCACACGCUCGUCACCCAGGCCAUCCGGAUCUUCUCUUAAAAAGGUUUUUUGGUGCAUUGGUUUUAACUAGAUAUUUUUACCUACUUUUAUUAGUUUAGCAUUUGUUUGGUCAGUAUUGGUCAGUAUGCCCCAUGUACGUCUUGCUUUUUUUCAGAAAAUGAAAAAAAAUCAAAACGAGCAGAUAUUUUAGAAGACACUGCUUGCUUUACUAAAAAAAGAGUAAGAAGUAUUUUCAGAUUUUUUCUUUUAUAUAUAUACACAUAUAUGCAUAUAUAUUUUAUAAAAGUUUUGUUAAAAUGGGGAAAAAUUUAACUCUUAAUGUUCUUUUUUUUGCUGUUAAUUUAUUUUUAAUUUUUUACUGCUGCUGUUUUUCCACAUGAAUUGCAGUGUGGGUAGAAACAGAAGAAAUAAUGUGAAUGUUUUACACUUUUUCUUUUAUUUUGGAAGUUAUUACCAUUAUUAUUAUAUAUAUAUUAUUAUUAAUGUUAAUUUGUACGAUUGGAAAGAAUAUAGUUUUACAUCCCAACAUUUGUCUGCAAAUAGACAAAUAUGCUUUUUAAAGGCAAAGUAGAUAAUGACUGAAUCUUAAGUCUAUCAUUGCACCUUAAAACUGAUAGCUUGAUUGUCACUGAAAAAAAACAACAACGCCCAUUACGUAUUUGUUUAAUCCUGCUUUGUGAAGAUGCGGAUUUGGAACACACACACACAGGACAUUGUGCAUUCAAACACUUACUUCGAUAGCAAACAAAAAACAAAUUGACACACAAUAACUAACUGAAGUAUGGUUUUGUUUUUGUCUUUAUAACAGUUUUGAAUUGGUGUUUGAGGGAUCUUGGGUUUUGUUUUACAAAAACGGAACACUUUCAUAAUCUGUGAUAUAACAGGGGAAAAUGCAUUCUUGCUUUACACCUCUUGUAUUUUAAAAAUUGAAAGGAUGUCCUAGUAUUGAGCCAUAAACUGAUUAAUCAGCUCAAACGUUCUUGAACUUACAAAAGAGGCGUUUCCCCCUUUUUAAUUUCAUUCACAUUUUUCUCUUCAGCAUAUUGGCCACAAUGAAUAUCCUCACAUUGCCAUGUUUAACUUCUCAGCGAGCAGUUUUCUAUCAUAGACACAUGAAACGUAAACGAAACGUGAAGGGAAGGUGCUCGCUAAUCUGAGCUUGAAUAGACCCUCCACAAAAGGAAAAGAAAGAGUCUUGGAGCUAUAGUAGGAAAAUUAUGCAGCUCCCCCAGUCCUCACAUUAGCGAGGUCCCUGCUGCCUCUCCGUCCUUUAUUGAAGCCGUUCAUGAGCAGGUGUUUCAUAUUGUGACCCAAGUUCUUUUUUUAGGGAGUGUCCUGAUCCCACUCGCUGCUUAACCGUCCCCUUCCUAGGCUAUAAUGACCACAACUGCUCAGCUAAGCAGGCGUAUUGUUUUAGCGCAGCGGUGGGACGUUCCCCGGAGUGCGCUCUCACCCAAUGAGGUGCUGGUAAUUAGUCAUGUGACACAGACCAGGUGCAAGCAACUUGGGGAAAGUCCGUUUUGCCACGGAUGCUCCAAAACCCCGCGCUGCCCUCACUCCCCCCGUACCAACCUCGCAGAAAAGCUCCACUAGGUGCAGCUGGGGCCCCUCCCUUCAUCCCUCCAACUCUCUCUCUCUCUCUCUCACACCCUCCCUCCUCCUUCUGCUCUCCUGCUCCUCUGAGCUUUAGUAUUCCCACUGAGGAAAGGGGCCUCCUUUGUCCUGAUGAAGGGGGAAAAAAUCCCAAGUGCAGAUUUUAUUUCAGAGAGAGAGAGAGAGAAAGAGAGUGCACAUGAUGGCAGGCUUUCUAUGUAGCAAACAGUUAUUUGUUCUGUUUUUGGAGGUUGCAGACCACUUGAACUAAAACUUGUUUCUUUGUGUACAAUAAAAUGUGGAUGUUUUAUUGGCCCCAAAAGUAAAAUUGCAGGCAGAUGGUAAUCGUUCUUGUUAAUUCUUUCGCUUGCACUCAAAAGUUCAGUCCCUCCCCAAAAGAAAUCGGCAGAUCUGACGUGUCCGAGAGGGAGUGCAAGUCGAUCGAAGUUGCCAUGGAGGUUUUUUUUUUUUUUAUUAUUUGCCAUGUGCAUGACCAUCCUGGCACAACACUCCCCCCCCCAC